Pochonia chlamydosporia 170 is the source of this 987-nucleotide messenger RNA. RefSeq lists its product as hypothetical. The coding region runs from base 1 to 987 and encodes 328 amino acids. The record is from RefSeq and is a predicted model, not a curated record. The transcript has a single exon. NCBI's taxonomy places the organism in Eukaryota, Fungi, Ascomycota, Sordariomycetes, Hypocreales, Clavicipitaceae.
AUGGUACCCAUCAGUCGCCUGCGGUCACCACGAUAUCGCCAACACCAACACCACACAUCAAAAUCAUCAUCAUCAUCAUCAAGUCUCGAGAAGUCUCUCCCACCACCACCCUCCUCCUCCAACACCGAACAGCAAACACAAACCCAAAUGACAACCAUCCUCGUCGGCGCCAAAAAGCACCCCUUCAGCGUCAACCGCCAACUCCUCUGCAACACAUCCCCCUUCUUCUCCAAACGCCUGCAAGACGACGCCCCCAAACCCAUCUCCCUCUGGCUCCCCUCCGAAUCAUCCACCAUGUUCGCCCUCUUCGUGCAAUGGGUUCACUCACCGAGCACAUUCCGGCGCUACCUCGACCACUCCGUCGCCACGGCCCUCGACACCAGCGACCCCAUCCACUGGGCCAUCAUCCGCCUGCACCUCUUCGCCUCGCACCUGGACCUCUACAAACUACAAGAUCUGGCCAUGGACGCCCUCCAGGACCUGUACCUCAAUCGAAACUGGGACGUGCCCCCCAGCCUCAUCGUCUACCUGUACACGCAGUGCGAGUCCCUUGCCUCGGUGCGCAUGCGCAGAUGGGCCGUUGCCAUGGUCGCCUUCUCUCUCACCGUGGACACGAAAUCCAGUAAUUUUCGAGCGCUGUUCGCCUCGUUGCCGGACUUUGCAGAGGAUUAUGCCACGCAUGUGAGGAACAUGAAGGCCGCGGGGCUGGAUAUCCGGUUUAAGAACCCGCAGUUGAGGAUUCCUGCGAACAAGUUGCGUAAUGAUGAGCGGUUGUUUGGGUUUAGGGAGUGUUCGUUUCAUUCGCAUCGUGCGGCGGUGGGCGAGAGACGGUGCCCGUAUGAUGAGGGCGCGGGGAGGGCGGAGAUGAUGAUGGGGUUGGGGGUGUCGUUGAGGGAUGGGGAGCUCAUGCCGCGGCCGUUGUUUGCCCGUGAGGAGAGCAAGUUGAGGCAUGUGAGGUCUAUUUCUAGUGGGUUGAGGGAUGGGUGA